AUGGUAAGAGCACUGAUCACUAUGAUCACCACCUCUCCUCUUCUUCUUCAAGCCUUCUUCAUCCCCUUCCUCCUCUUAUCAUCAAUACUAAUUAAUGCUUCCAGUACUAUCAAUAUCAUCGAUCAUGGCGCCAUAGGGGAUGGGAAGAAAGAUGAUAGCCAAGCAUUUGUAGCAGCAUGGAACAUUGCCUGCAAGUCAUCAGAGCCAACAACAACAAUAUAUGUACCAUCACAAAAAAGGUUCUUAAUUAGCCCAAUUUCCUUCCAAGGACCAUGCAACAACUCCAAAAUCACAUUUCAAAUGGAGGGAACCCUUAUUGCUCCUGAUUACAAGAAGAUGUCAACUUCUACUAAUUAUUGGCUGAUGUUCAAUGGUGUUCAAGGGGUAUCCAUCAUCGGAGGAUAUCUUGAUGCCCAAGGCACCAGCUUGUGGGCUUGCAAAGCUUCAGGGACAAAUUGUCCCACAGGUGCAGUGUCACUUGCGUUCUACAGCUCCAAAGACAUAUUAAUUCAAAAUCUGAGAUCGAUGAAUGCCAAGUUGUUUCACAUACUGGUACAUUCGUCUCAAGAUGCUGUGAUACAAGGAGUUAGAAUCGAUGCCCCGGGAAAUAGUCCAAACACAGAUGGUAUUCAUGUCCAGAAUUCCGUUAAUGUACGGGUCUUCAAUGUCGGUAUCAGGACCGGAGAUGAUUGCAUCUCAAUUGGACCAGGAACUCGAUAUUUGUUGAUUCAGAAUGUUACAUGUGGUCCUGGACAUGGUAUAAGCAUUGGGAGUUUGGGGAAAGAGUCAAAAGAAGAAGGUGUACAAAAUGUGGUGGUGAAGAAUGUGGUGUUCAAUGGAACUCAAAAUGGGCUAAGGAUCAAAACCUGGGGAAGGCCUAGUAAUGGGUUUGUGACAACAGUGCUUUUCAAGCAAAUUGUGAUGAAAAAUGUCCAAAAUCCGAUCAUUAUCGAUCAAAAUUACUGCCCUCAUAAAACGAGUUGCCCUAAUCAGAGCUCAGGCAUUCAAAUUAGUGGAGUAACAUAUACAAACAUCGUCGGAACAUCAGCAACUCAAGUUGCCAUGAAAUUCGAUUGUAGCAAAACCACUCCAUGUAACCAGAUCAGUUUGGAAAGUAUAAAGCUCACGUACAAGGAUCAAACUGCAAAAUCCUUUUGCAAGAAUGUGCAUGGAACAGCUGAUGGUGUAGUCUCUCCGCAGAGCUGUGUGUAG
Telopea speciosissima is the source of this 1212-nucleotide messenger RNA. RefSeq names its product polygalacturonase-like. The transcript has 4 exons. The record is from RefSeq and is a predicted model, not a curated record. Lineage: Eukaryota; Viridiplantae; Streptophyta; Magnoliopsida; Proteales; Proteaceae. Gene Ontology annotation, molecular function: polygalacturonase activity. The coding region runs from base 1 to 1212 and encodes 403 amino acids. Gene Ontology annotation, biological process: carbohydrate metabolic process.